AUGGAGACAUUCUGUACCGGGUACAAUCCCGCGGAAAUCAUUCCAUGGAUUGCUGCGAUCAACACUGAGCAGCUGGCAGGCAGCCUAUCACAGUGGAGAUGCCAUUGUUGCAUAGAUCAUCAGGCACAGGCAGUCAGGUACCUCACAACCGCCACCACCACCACCACCACCACCACACGAAUCACCUUCACAAAACAACCAACAACAUCCCUCCGCUCUCCCAACCACACCACCACCUCCGCAUCACCACCCAAGUACCCCCCUCAUCCGUCCCUACCACUCAAUCCACCACCCCUCCACCCCCACACCUACACCAAUUCCCAAACCACCAUCCUCUCCGCCGCCCUCCACCACGUCCCAACCCACGGCUUCACCCGCAACGCCCUAACCCUCGGCGCCCGAGACUCCGGCUUCCUCGACGUCUCCGUGCAACUCUUCCCCCGCGGCGAACUCGACCUCAUCCUCUUCUACCUCGCCAGCCGUCGAGGCCUUCUGCGAUCCAAAGUCGAAAAUGACAAUUUGCUUCAGUCCGCGCAGGCCCAGUCAGUGGAUGAUAAAAUCAAGGUUUUGAUUAUGGAGCGGUUGCGUAUGAAUGCUGAGGUGCAGGAUAAGUGGGUUGAUGCACUGUCGAUCAUGUCCCUUGGAGAAAACAUCCCCAUGUCGUUGUCGGAACUGCACGCUCUCUCGGACGAUAUUCUCACGUUGGCUGGGGACGCAUCUGUCGAUGCAUCGUGGUAUUCGAAACGGUUGGCAAUUGCGGCCGUUUAUGCGUCGUCGGAGUUCGUGAUGACUCGGGAUACGAGUGCGGGACUACAUGACACGGAGGAGUUUUUGGGCCGGCGGUUGGCGGAUGCGAAGGCUGUUGGGGACAAGUUGACCGGGGUGAAGCAGUGCUUAGGGUUUAUGGGGACGACGGCGGUGGGGUUGGGGAGGAGUUGGGGAUUGAAGAUCUGAAGCUGAGUGUGUGCAUCAGAUGAGAUGGUUGUGUUGGGAUGUAUGUACUAUUAUUAUAUCAUUUGCUUGCUUGCU
Messenger RNA from Aspergillus sclerotioniger CBS 115572, 1029 nucleotides. RefSeq lists its product as uncharacterized. The record is from RefSeq and is a predicted model, not a curated record. Gene Ontology annotation, molecular function: lipid binding. Gene Ontology annotation, biological process: ubiquinone biosynthetic process. The coding region runs from base 1 to 954 and encodes 317 amino acids. The transcript has 3 exons. Gene Ontology annotation, cellular component: mitochondrial inner membrane. Lineage: Eukaryota; Fungi; Ascomycota; Eurotiomycetes; Eurotiales; Aspergillaceae.